Coniosporium apollinis CBS 100218 is the source of this 1038-nucleotide messenger RNA. RefSeq lists its product as uncharacterized. Bases 1 to 1038 code for a protein of 345 amino acids. Lineage: Eukaryota; Fungi; Ascomycota; Dothideomycetes. The record is from RefSeq and is a predicted model, not a curated record. The transcript is spliced from 2 exons. Gene Ontology annotation, molecular function: ATP binding; nucleic acid binding; protein kinase activity. Gene Ontology annotation, biological process: protein phosphorylation.
AUGAUAUUUGUAUCAAGCGAGGAUGUUGCGGACCCAAAAAUCACAAUCUCCGACUUCGGCGAAGCCUUCUUCGAUAAUGAGGAAGAACACACAACUCUACGAGCUCCAAUCACUCUACUACCCCCGGAAUUCUUUUUUCACGAGCGCCUCGGUCCUGCGGUUGACGUGUGGACGCUCGGUUGCACUCUCUGCGAGAUUCUUGGCGAGCGGCAUUUAUUCGAAGGGUUCAUGCCGGACCAGGACGACAUCAUUGCUAAAAUACUCAGCACUCUGGGCGACUUACCAAAGCGCUGGUGGGAGCAACGGGAACACAGAAACGACUUCUUGAAGAUGAUUCAUGGAAAGAAGACACGCAACGAAAUUAUUCGCCAUACUCGAGACCCUUGCGAGCCAGAGGAUGAAGAGCUUGCCGAGAAGCUUCAGAUAGAUCUUCAAAAAGACAACGAGAUAGGAGAGGCACGGGUUCAACGGCUCCGCGAUCAAGCUCUCAUCCAGGGCACCCCUGAGUUCAACGCGCUCCGCGAUCGCAAUGCCGAAAUCAAGCACAACAACGAUAGCCUCAAAGCCAAGCGUCUUCGCAAGGGCAUCCAGCUCCCAUUCACCGUUAAGAGGUUCUUCAAACACACCCCGAUCGUGAGGCAGCGGGACAAGCCAAAGACGAGAGGCAAGAGCAAGGGCAAGAGCAAGAGUAAGGGGGGGCUUGAUGGCUAUCACUAUGCCAAUCGAAUCCUCCGCGGUAUGCUGAUACCCUAUUAUCAAGCCGUUCAAGCCGAACACCCUAAUAAGGAGGUUUAUUUGACGCUUAACAAUAGCGGCGUCCACGAUUAUACUCUCAGAAUAUAUAAAGACGUGCUGGAGGAGGCUGGGGUUAAGAUAGCUGACUGGCCAGCCCUAUCACCAGACCUCCAUUCAAUUAAGCAGUGCUUUAACGCGCUAAAGGACUAUACCGUACUAGAGCGGUGGACCAGCUCUAGCCAAGAGGCUAAAGAUGAGGCCAAAGACCUUAUCACCAAGAGUUGGAAGCAUAACUGCCGUUAA